Messenger RNA from Biomphalaria glabrata, 7728 nucleotides. Its product is annotated as transmembrane and coiled-coil domain-containing protein 4-like. The record is from RefSeq and is a predicted model, not a curated record. NCBI's taxonomy places the organism in Eukaryota, Metazoa, Mollusca, Gastropoda, Planorbidae. The coding region runs from base 30 to 2336 and encodes 768 amino acids. The transcript has 17 exons.
GAUGUAAAUAAAAAUGGUCUCAAACAAAUAUGGCGAGUCCUAAAAAUGAAAACACCAAGUUGACCAAGGAUCUGGUCAAAGAGAUCAACGAUGUUGGAAACGUAGUAGAGGAGCAGUCGCAGAAAAAAGAUUCGAGUAGUGAUGUUAUUGUUCCAAUCCACAAACAACUCAGUGAUGUUGCCCAGUUUUCCUAUGCAGCACUGUGUGCCACUGCUCUGCACUCAUUGUUUGAGGGAGAUAUUGAUGGGAAGUUUAGAGAGGAAACAUUUGCCUUGAUAUUGAUAGCCCUUGAGCAACCUCAGCAGGUUUGUGAGUCAGUGCGGGCGAUGCUUCAAGGUCAAGGACUUGAUGAUAUGGAUCCCUACAUUGACAUACUGCUCGCUGAAGAAGCCUUAAAAGAGGGUGCAGAACCUAUAAUUUCUCAGUUAUUGGCCAUUGGAAUUGGUCAGGGCUGUUAUGAUGCUCGCAUGCGGGUGCUAAUCAAACAUUUAGCCUGGCGGUUGAAAGUGGGCUGGGAGACAGUGGAGGAUCUUGAAAUAUAUAUGUCUGAAACAUUGGCUCUGUCACAGUAUGAAAUGUCAGAUUACCAAUGUGGAAAUGAAUUAGAAGAAAAGUUGGAAAAGUUGAAAAGAGCAAAAAGAAGAAAGUUUAAACGUUACGCUCUGAUUGGCUUAGCUACUCUUGGAGGUGGAACUUUAAUUGGCCUUACUGGUGGUUUAGCUGCUCCUUUAGUAGCUGCUGGAGCUGGUGCAAUAAUUGGUGGUGCAGGUGCUGCAGUACUUGGAUCCACCGCUGGAGUUGCAGUCAUCGGCUCUUUGUUUGGUGUAGCUGGGGCUGGGCUGACAGGUUACAAAAUGAAGAAAAGAUUUGGUGCUAUUGAAGAGUUUGAGUUUGAGCCUUUGGUUUGUGGGAACAGCUUGAAAGUUGAAACAUUGACUAACCAGCUACAUAUAACCAUAGCUGUGACUGGUUGGCUGACAAAUGAGUUCAGAGAUUUCAAGCAGCCUUGGAAAAACUUGGCAGAAUCCAGAGAGCAAUACUGCUUGCGAUGGGAGACCAAAUAUCUGGUUCAAAUGGGAGAGGCUUUGGACUACAUAUUCAAUUCUGCCAUGACAAUGGCAGCACAAGAAGUUUUGAAGCAGACUGUUCUCAAUGGUAUUCUGACAGCCAUUGCCUGGCCAUCUGCACUGAUUUCUGCUGCCAAUUUUAUUGACAACCCUUGGUCAGUAGCUUUACAAAGAGCUCAGACAGCAGGAAAAGCUUUAGCAGAAGUUCUUCUUGCCAGAGAACAGGGGAACAGACCAGUAACUCUUAUUGGUUUUAGCCUUGGUGCUAGAGUUAUAUUCUCUUGCCUGGAAGAACUUUCUAAAAGAAAAGAUUCAGAGGAGACUGAAGAUGAAAAAGGUAGUGAGGGAAUAGUAGAGGAUGUUAUACUGCUGGGAACUCCAGCCUCGGGGGACCCUGCUAUUUGGUCAAGCUUUGCCAAAGUUGUGGCUGGAAAGAUUGUAAAUGGGUACUGCAGGGGUGAUUGGCUUCUCAAGUUUUUGUACCGGACUUCAAGUGUUCAGAUUAAUAUAGCAGGUCUUCGUCCAAUCAAUUGGGCAGACAGAAGAAUGCAUAAUAUUGAUCUCAGUGAUGUGGUUCAUGGACACUUAGAUUACAAGCACCAGCUGGACACAAUAAUGAAAGCUGUGGGGAUGAAAACCAGGGAUGAACUCCUUGGAUUCCCUGGCUUUUCAAGGGAAGUCACCCCAAUCCCUACUCCUGAACGGGGACCUGAAUUAUCAGAUGAUGAAUGCCUCAAGGAAAACUGGGUAGUUGUUCCAGAAGACACCUCCUCUAGCCCUGUCAUCCUUGAAGAUUAUAGUCCAGAUGGGUUGAUACAGACAAACGACAGGGUCAUACCAGAGUCAGCCAGCUUUGACUCUGGUGUUGAGGUUUAUAGGAGAGAGUCCGAGUCAAGGGAGAGGCUCUCUAGCCCAGAGCAGAACGCACCAAGCAAUCUUACAGAACCAAAUCCUGUCAUGCUCGGAGCAGUGUCACUCAGUCAAGGAAACAGUGACUCACCCGAGCUUGUUUCAGACUCGUUGAAAUGGAAUGAACAGGACAGAGUUGGUGAUGCUGGGGUCAACGGUGAGGAUCAGGAUGAGGAUACCUAUGUGGACAAGGGAGACCAUUCCCCAGAUGAGCUACAAGAAAAAGUGGAAGAUGAAGCCAGCACUCUGCAAAGGAAAAAACUUUUUGACAGCAUGUACAGAUUAGUUUUAGAUGAUGAUCUAAUGGAAAUGAUGAACGAGGAGGAUGAAGAGUUACCCACAGGGGACAUAAGCAGCUAAGUAGAUCUCGUUAUUAGAUUGUAAAAAGUUUUAAAAAACAUUCCUACACAAACUUUCCUUUAUGGUUAUAUUAUAAAUGCUUGGAGAGAAGCGUUGGGAAAUAUAAUUUAACCAGCAGAUACUGACAUAAUCUUCUGUUUUAUGGAAGAUGAUUUAAAUGUUGAAUUGUAAAAAUAUUGUGCCAUAUAAAUGUUGCUAUAUAUUUCUAACCAGAACAUUGUUAUCAGCAUAGAAACAUGCACUUCAUGUUAACUGUUUCAUUCCAUGUAUGCAUUGUUUUUGAACAGAAGUAAAAAUGAAUAGCUGUAUUUCAAAUAACUUGAAAAUUCAUCCAGAUGUAUUUUUUUUAGGAAAUACAUCACAUAGAAACAAAAUGCAAUGCCAGUAUUUAAAAAUUAUUGUUGAAAAAGAAAAAAAUACCCUUGUUGUUUAUUCUAUUUUUUGAAAAGCAAGCUAAACUAAAUUAUGUCCUUUCAGUGAUGUGAUUUGUUGUUUACUUUUUUAUACAUCUAUAUUUCUUUUAAGAGUUAUCUAUUUUUUCUUUUUUUUUUUUUCUCCGAAUCUUUACACAUUACACAUAACAAAAUGUCAAUGGCUCCUUUCUUCAUGAAUUUGUAAUGAGUGAACAUGUUAGUAAGGCCCAGUGAGAAGUUCUAGAUGUGUGUAUACAUAUUGUGCGUUUAUUUUAUUUUAUUUGUUUUUGCUUAUGUUACAACAUUUAUUGUUAUUUAUUCAACUGAAUGUGUAGUUAGUGUUUUCUUAUGCAAAUGUGAUGGAGGUCAAAGUGCAAUGUAAAUUGGCCUUUACACUCUGAGUUUUCUGGGGGUUUUGGCUUCUUGUGAAAUUUUGCAGAGUGGUACAAGCUUUGUUUUAUGCAUAAACAAUUUAUUGUAGUAAAUCUUUUAUUUUAUUUUAGAUUACAUUAAAAUUGUAUAUACACUUUUGAAUAGAUUUUUCUUUACUUAGUUUUUUUUUUAAUUUGAAUUACAAUUAAUUAGCAAAAACCAUAAACACUAACAAAUUGUGUUUAUUAGUGCUGGUACACUUCAAAUCCUAGUAUGGUAGAAUAAUGAUUCAAAAUGUCAGCUUAUAUGUAAAGCAAAAUUUUAAAGAUUUGAUGGCAGGAUGGUUGCCUUUCUCAUCCUGUACCAAUUUAAAGUUUAGGAAUUUAGGGGCUAGUGCUUAGGACCAGUACUAAAAAUAAUGGACCUCAUUCACCAAUCGUAAACACAACAAUGAGUCAUGUGCUUCUCUAAUUCUUCUAUAAAAAUUACGAUCUAAUUUUAAUCAACAAUGAUUAUCAUGUGACAGUUGUUUUUUUUUUGUUGUUGUUUUAUCAAUAUUAUCAUGUGACCGUUCAUUUUGGUGAAUGAGGUCCAUUAGGAGAAUGUAAAAAGAAAAAAAGUAAAGUUCCCCUUUCAGACCUUGAAGCCUAUAGGAGAAUGUAAUGGUGGCAAUGUUUAUCCUUUUUCAACCCUAUGUUACCAUUGAUUACAAAACUUAAGUUCCAAAUUGUAAUUCAUUAAUACCAGUCUGAGAGAUAGGAGAGCCUUUGUUAGUUCUUCAUGUUAAAACAAUACUCAUAAUGUUGUUUCUUAUUUUGUGGAGGUAAAGAUGUAACAGGAAGUAGAUGUCAUCAUAAUGUAGUAACAUAUGCAUGGGAGUCAUUUACUUCGUUUUAUUCCGCUCUAUAUGUUGAAAUCUGACUUUUUACACUUUCAUUGAUUUUAUGUGUUAAUUUAUUUACUACUACCUAUGGUCAGAGCAAUAGCGGGGUGAAAAUUCAAUAAACAAUAAUAUGUCUGUGCCCAAUAAUUCCAUUGAGUGAAAUGUUAUCCGAAUUGAGUAUUUCCUAUUUUUGUUAAAAGCUUUUAACCCUGUAAAUCAUUUUUCUUUUUAACUAAAAUGAUUCUUGGGGAAGGCUAUUGUGGGUCAGAAUCAGAAAAUAUUGUUUUGAGGAGUUCACAUUUCUCUUGAUUGUGGUCUGAUCUACUAGACAUUAUCUGGUAGUAUCUAGCAAUAUCAUUUUUUUGGGGUGAGAUUUGAAAGGUGCUCUUACAAUGUGAAGAUAAUAGAUUCUUAAACGAAUCUUAUCUUUUUUUUUCCUUGCUGUUCAGGCCAAUUUUUAUGUAAAUACUUUCAUUGUGAUUUCUUGGUUUAUCUUUGAAGCAAGUGAUGCCACAAUUCUUAUUAACUCUUAAAGCUGUUGCUUUUCAACUUUAGCACAUUCCCAACUUUGAAAUAGCACAUAUUUUACAUGACAUUAAGUGCUAAUGAAGUUUCAAAUGCAAAUGUAUACACAUCAUAUCUAAUAGUUAAAUUAAAUAAACAUGCUCACUAUAAAAGUUUUAACAACUUUGAAAAAGGUUGUAAUUAUAUUUUCACAAUAAUUAUUGACAAGCUACAUUUUAAACUAUAAACAGAUUUUCAUUCUCUUGAUGUCAAUAUUCCUUGAUGGAAGUAUCAAUCUACAUGACAUUUACCAGUAUUUGAUAUAUUUAUAUUGUUAUCAGCUAAGUAACUUCUGUACAUUCCAUGGUUAAGUCAUUUGAUUGGGCUGCUUUUAUGAUUAACAUUUGUAUAGAAUGUAUAUUGUAAUUCUAUUUAAUCUUGCUGGUCCAUGGUUCGUAAACUGUUCAGCACUUUUGUAGCUUAUCUUUACCUAAAAAAAGUUUAAGAAAAAAACUCUUUACGAGACAUUACAAUGUCAUACACUUGGCUAUUUGUAAAUCUAGUCAAAUAUGUUUAUUAGAAUUGGGUUACUUUGACCAGUUCUGGCCACACCCUUAAUUCCUAAAUAAUCUUUUCAUUGUUUAAAUGCUUAACUCAUGAAUUUACUUUUUAUGUUGUGAGACAGCACUUCCAAUGUAGAUAGCAGGUUCUAGGCUAGAGGCUAAAAUAAAAGUAGAACUCCAAUCCGUUCCAAGUUUAAAUAGCACUUAAAAUAUUUAGGCAUUAAAAAUAAAAUAAAAUAAUUUAAAAAAAAAAUACAUUUACUGGAUUGUUAGGACUAAUAAGAAAUUUUACUGUAAUGAAAUUAUUAUUUGAUGACCAAGAAAUAUGAAACUAUCCAGAGAAUGUUUUUUACAUUACUGGAAACAUGUCUACAAGUUCUUUGAUCAACCUCAAACCUUUAUCCAGAGAAAGUUGCUUACAUUACUGGAAACGUCUCUGAGAUGUCUAAUGAAUCUCAAACCUCCCAGAUUUCAAGUUUAGCUUUUCAUUUGAGUUAAUGUGUACGUUGAAGGGUUAAGCAGGCUUGUUUUUAUACUACAUAGAUUUCUAUCACUACUAGUCUUUAUUGCAGGACAAAGAAACUGUCACAUAGGUUUAAGAUGAAGGCCUGACUGUGUAUGUUGUUAUAGCCAGCCUAAAACAUAUUUGUUUUAUUGGUUUCAUAAGUUUUUAACAUUCCUUCAGAUAAUUAAAUUUAUAUAUUUAUCUAAUGUACAUUUAAAAUAUCUUCUUUUAAUAAACUUGUCAGUAAUAAGUUAUAAAAACACAAUUUUUCAGUAGUUCUCUUUUGAAGCUGAGUAUUUACCAUAAACUAUUUAUGAUUUAUAACAUCAUUUUUUUUUUUACAUUUUUAAAUUUCAAAGAAAAUAUUUACAAAGAGAAAUGUAAAUCUUAGCUGAAAUUUUAAUUAUUUUAAUAAUUAUUAAUUAAUUUAAUUGUAUUUCAAUGGCAUAGAUUUAACAAUAUAGGUCUUAUUCUUAAUCUGAGUGUUUCAAUAGAUAUAUAACCUCUUUUUUAGAACUUUUAAAACAUUUUUAUUGAAAGAAAUUAAAUUUACAUCACAUGCAAUAAUUUAUAUACUUGUUUUGCUUUUAUAUCUUUUCUGUUACUUCAAAAUAUUAUACCUUAACAUUUUCAAACAAUUUUGUAAUUGUAGUUAGUGAUUUGCUCAUUACAAGUUGUGUAUUGCUGGAUUGAAAUGUGUGGAUCAGCCAAGUCAGAGUGGAAAUGUGUAUCCUUGUCAACAUUACAGUUCUCACAUUCAAUUCUCUUCAUCUGAUUUUCCUUUGCUGUUUUCCCUCACAACUAAUGAUGUUGAGGUUUAAGUUUACAUUGCUUGUCUCCCCUUUUACCUUACUUGGGUUUCAGCAAGAUUAGAAUACUAAAAUCUAAUGAUUCUUACUAUCCGUUCGAUGCAAUUAAAGGAAAAAUGUGAUGAUGUUUGGGCUGAGUAUUGUGUUUUAGAACGUUUAUUUUGAGAAGUUAUUACUACCAUAAAGUAGCCCAGAUCUUCAUCAGGACGAUAGGGACAUUUUGCCAGGGUUAGAGUGACAGGGAUGUUUUGCCAGGGUUAGGGUGACAGGGACAUUUUGCCAGGGUUAGGAUGACAGGGACAUUUUGCCAGGGUUAGGGUGACAGGGACAUUUUGCCAGGGUUAGAGUGACAGGGACGUUUUGCCAGGGUUAGGGUGACAGGGACAUUUUGCCAGGGUUAGGAUGACAGGGACAUUUUGCCAGGGUUAGGGUGACAGGGACAUUUUGCCAGGGUUAGAGUGACAGGGAUGUUUUGCCAGGGUUAGGGUGACAGGGACAUUUUGCCAGGGUUAGGAUGACAGGAACAUUUUGCCAGGGUUGAAACUGUUUCCAAAGUGACAUUUACCAAAACUUUCUGGUUACAGAGCCAAACAUUUGCUGAUUGUGACAUUUUAUGAUGUAUGCUUGGAUGAGUUUAGGUGAUAGUCGUGAAAGUAAGAGUUGAAAAGUUGGCAAGAUUUCAGAGUGGUGGUAUUGAUGACAGGUGAUAAUGGUUGAAUCAUGAUGGUUGGUGAGAAGGUAGUUGGUUGUACUGUUGGGAUUAUGGCGUUGGUGAGAACAGAAAUAUGAGAGAGGUAGAAAUAACAGAUGUAGAACUGGAACAAGUUUUAUGAUGUAUUUGAUGAAGAAGCUUAGCAACUUCUGUUUUAGUAAUUUAACUUCUGUUUUAGUAAUUUAAGUUGUUUCAGUAUUGACAUAUUUAAUCUUUAGUUACCACAUGUUAACACAUUUUUCCCCUUAAGUUCUAUUUUUGUUUGUAGUACUUGGAAAUCCAAUGGCAGAGCUUCACUUUUUUUAUUUUUAUUUUUAUUUUUUUUCCUAAUGAGAAGACAUUAUGUGUAGUUUAUUUGAGUUUGCCAAUGAAGUAACUAGUUUUAUUUCCAAACCUAGAGGCCACACUGAUCAAAAGUCAGCUCCUACUGUUUGCUAGCUGGAGCAUGCUACUACUUAGUUGGAGUAUUGUCAUUGUGUUUUUGUUUUGUUUUUUUCUUGAUGAUUUUGUGUGGUACCUACAUUUAUUUUUGUUAUUAAAAUAUUUGUUCUCCAAUAUUUUACUUUGCUUUGUACUAUUCCAUCGGUUGUCUUAUUUUUCUUCUAAUAAAUAUUUACACUUGCUCUUUGAA